Molecule: messenger RNA, 707 nt
Organism: Orbicella faveolata
Lineage: Eukaryota; Metazoa; Cnidaria; Anthozoa; Scleractinia; Merulinidae
Biological process (GO): negative regulation of transcription by RNA polymerase II; negative regulation of phosphatase activity
Molecular function (GO): chromatin binding; transcription corepressor activity; phosphatase inhibitor activity
Source: RefSeq, a predicted model, not a curated record
AGACUGUUAGGAAGCAACAUGGCGGACCGAAGGAGCGAGACAGUUUCACUAUGAGCCUUUUGCGACGAGAAUGUCUGAAUUCUCGCAAAUAUCUCGCUUACAGGAAGAAAACAGAAAGGCUUUGUUGGAACGCCAACAACGGCUUCUCACGUGUGAGAGAUUCAAGCAGGACUAUGAAAAACUGGAAGCCUUACUGCAGACUCUACCGAACAAAACUACCCACGAGGUCAUGGUACCAUUUGGAUCAGUGGCUUUCAUGCCAGGGAAACUCAUCCACACCAAUGAGAUCAUGGUGCUUCUCGGAGACAACUGGUUCGCUGAACGUUCCGCCAGUCAGGCUCUUGAAAUAGUAGCAAGACGGAAAAAAUGUACUGUCAUUAACUGCAUGUACAUGGUAAUGUUUAUCGAUGGUGGAGGUUUAGUUAAAGAUGCUAGAAACGUUGUUUAAAUCAGUGGGGUGGUACAAUCCAAUGUGUAGUAACUGUGUCAAAGAUUUUUAUUAUGCCUGCAGUUUAUUCAAGGAAAUUACCUAAGUACAUUUGUGCCUUACUACCCAGUAGUAGUUACAUCUUCUCAGUGCUUUAUGACUGAAGAAGCUACUGCUUGAAUGAAGUGGCUAGGGCUCUUGUUUCCUUCUUGAUGAGCUGCUAGUACAUUGUAGAUUGCCUCCCAGAGGUUUUGUUUUUGAGGUUUCCUUGACAGGGUAC